Synchiropus splendidus (mandarinfish) is the source of this 5131-nucleotide messenger RNA. Its product is annotated as contactin-3. Lineage: Eukaryota; Metazoa; Chordata; Actinopteri; Syngnathiformes; Callionymidae. The record is from RefSeq and is a predicted model, not a curated record. Gene Ontology annotation, molecular function: cell-cell adhesion mediator activity. Gene Ontology annotation, biological process: cell-cell adhesion; brain development. Bases 233 to 3319 code for a protein of 1028 amino acids. The transcript has 23 exons.
GGCCUCAUGCCGGUGCCGAAAAGACAACAGACGAACCGGAGUUCAUUUGUGGGGCAGCGCGACUGGCUCUUCGUCCGCGCAGAAGGUGCUGUGACUGAGUUCCGCCGCCGCGUCUCUGGCUGACAGUUGUCCGUCUUUUCUAUCAGAGCCACACCUAAGCGAGUCCGACCAGGAAAUAGUCUGCACUGUCUGGCGACUGGAUGGGAAGUGGGCGACUCUUUGACAUUGGAAAAUGAAGAUGCUGUUACCAUGGCAACUGGUAAUCCUUCUGUCACUCAAACUGUGCCGCUCUGAGAGAACACGCCACGGUCCUGUCUUCACCCAGGAGCCCAGUGACAUUAUUUUCCCACUGAGCGCUGAUGAUAAUCAGGUGUUUAUUAAUUGCAAAGCCAAGGGAAAUCCGCCCCCAGAUUAUAGGUGGAAGGUGAACGGCAGAGCGAUGGAAACAGAAUCUGAUCCUGACUUCAGCCUCAUAGAGGGGAAUCUGCUGAUCCGCGGUCCUCACAUGGUCAGUCAUGGAGGAGUAUAUCAGUGCAUAGCCUCCAACUCCUUGGGGACUGUGGUCAGCAGGGAGGCAAAGGUGCAGUUUGCAUUUCUGGAAAACUUCAGAAGGAAGAUGAGGAACACGGUGUCGGUGAGGGAAGGUCAAGCUGUGGUUCUGCUCUGCGGUCCGCCAGCACAUUAUGGAGAGAUCAAAUAUUCAUGGGUGUUCAACGGAGAUGGCACUUUCCUGAAGCAGGACGCCCGUCGUUUUAUCUCUCAGAGGACGGGAAACCUCUACAUCGCCAAAGUGGAAGCCUCUGAUGCGGGGAACUAUACGUGCGCAGUGAGAAACAUGAUGACCAACACAACAGCGUUCAGCUCCCCGACCCCUGUGGUGGUGCGCAGCGACGUAGUGAUGGGAGAAUAUGAGCCAAAGAUCGAGGUGCAGUUUCCUGACAGGCUGCAUGUCUCGAAAGGAUCAUCAGUGAAGCUGGAAUGCUUCGCCUUGGGAAACCCUGUGCCGUCCAUCUCCUGGAGAAGAGCUGAUGGAAAUCCACUUCCUGGCAAGAUUAAAAUCAACCCCUCCAGCGGGGUUCUGGAGAUUCCAUAUUUUCGCCCAGAGGACGCCGGCAUGUACGAGUGUGUCGCAGAGAACAGCAGAGGAAGAAAUGCUGCCAUCGGCCAACUCAUUUUCCAGAAUGUUGAGCAUCUGCACUGGCUGCAGACGCUGAAAGAUGCUCACAUGACGAUAGAUGCAAACUUGCAGUGGGAAUGCAAAGCCAUUGGUAAACCUCAACCGGUGUACAGGUGGUUGAAGAACGGAGAGCUGCUGGCAGCUGAGGGAAGGGUCCAGGUGAAUGCAGGGAGACUGACUAUUUCCAGGAUAAGUCAGUUGGACUCCGGCAUGUAUCAGUGCGUCGCAGACAACCAACACGGCUCCAUCUUCGCCAGCGCUGAGCUCAAGGUUGUUGCGUCGCCACCUGAUUUCACCAAGCGCCCCGUGAAGAAGUCCACAGUGGUCCAGCGCGGGGGCGAGGUCGCUCUGGACUGCCGCCCGGAUGCGUCUCCGAAAGCGACAGUCUCCUGGUGGAGGGACGGGCAGCUCCUGAAGGACGAUAAGAGACGGACCAUCAUGCUUGACGGCACUCUCCGCAUCAACAACCUCAGCAAAUCUGACGAAGGCAGAUACACGUGCGUGGCCAGGAAUCAAUUUGGAAAGUCGAGCAGCUCCGGGACGCUGGUGGUCAAAGAGCCCACCAAGAUUAUAGUUCCACCGCUGAGUCUGGACGCCAGUGUGGGCCAAAGCCUCGUCCUGCCCUGCGAGGUUUCCAGCGAUUCCUCCCUGAGCCCCGUCUUCAAGUGGUUCUUCAACGGCAAGAGUGUUGAUUUCGGCAGACAGGAGAACUUUGAGAUGAUUGGAGGGGGAUUUGCUGGUGACCUGAUGCUGAGGAACGUUCAGCUGAAGCACUCGGGGAAAUAUGUGUGUAUGGUGCAGACUGAAGUUGACACAGUCUCGGCAGCGGCGGAUUUGAUCGUCAGAGGACCACCCGGUGCGCCGGAGAGCCUGGUCGUGACUGACAUCGGUGACACGACUGUGCAACUAUCCUGGGGCUCCGGGCCAGAUAAUCACAGUCCCGUCACUUCGUACAUCCUUCAGGCACGGACCCCGUUUUCGGUUGGAUGGCAGACUGUGAACACAGUUCCUGAUUCUGUGCCUGGACAGAUGAUGCAUGCCACGGUGACAGAGCUGAGUCCCUGGGUGCAUUAUGAAUUUAGGGUGGUGGCUAUCAACAGUGUUGGUGUUGGGGAACCCAGCACGCCAUCCAAACUGGUGCGAACCAAAGCUGCAGCUCCAAAGGUGGCGCCAGUAAAUGUGAGCGGCGGAGGAGGAGCUCGAGGAGAGCUUGUCAUCACAUGGGAGCCGGUCCCAGAGGAAGUGCAGAGUGGGGAGGAAUUCGGCUACGUCGUGGCUUUCCGCCCACUCGAGACGAGCACCUGGAGCCAGACAGUUCUCGCCUCACCUGACGCGUCAAGAUAUAUUUACAGGAAUGACAGUGUCGCGCCGCUGUCCCAGUUUGAGGUGAAAGUGGGGGUCUACAACAGCAUGGGAGAAGGGCCUUUCAGCCAGGCUGUCAGGGUGCUCUCCGCUGAAGAAGAGCCGUCAGAGGCUCCAUCCAGAGUGCACGCUCGCGCCGUGUCCUCCUCGGAGAUCAAGGUGAACUGGGAAUCAAUCUCCUCCGGGGCCAGCCGCCAGAAGAUUACCGGAUAUGAGGUUCUCUUCUGGGAGAACGGCUCAGAGCAGAGCGAGGCGGGAAGUGUAAGGGUUACAGAAACCACGGCGAGGCUCGCUGACUUGAAGGCCGGCACAGUCUAUCUGAUCUCAGUCAGAGCCCAGAACAGCGCUGGUUUUGGACCCUGCAGCCCUGCUUUUAAUAUCACCACCAAGAAACCCCCACCAAGUCGGCCCCCGGGGAAUAUUGAGUGGAGCCUGAGCAACUCCAAGAUCUCUCUAAAUUGGGAACACGUCAAGGCGAAGGAAAAUGAGUCUAAGGUGACAGGAUACAAGGUGCUGUAUCGCCAGAACUGGAACGGCCGGACCACUGUACUGGAAACCAAUAAGACUAGAGCCGAGCUGCAAAUCCGCACCGGAGAGGACUUCCUCAUUGAGAUCAAAGCUCAGACCGAGGGGGGCGACGGCACCAGCAGCAGACCCAUCCACAUACCAAAGAUGUCCAGUUUGAACUCAGGAGGCAGUGUGUCACGGUUCCCAGAGACGAUUUGGAUUUUCCUAGUGAGUUUUGGACCCUUUUUUCAGCAGUGUGCUACCAUUCCUUAACUUAGCAAGCUGAACUGUCCUUCACAAGAGAAUUCAGUCUCACUGACACCAAUGGUUUUGUCACAUAGAGGAACAGAGACACACAAAAACAGUGGAAGCAAAACUGAAUUCAUUUAUUAAUAUCGACCAGUGAGUUUUGGGUGAUUUUGUUUUGAAGCUUAAACAUGGUUAUGUAGCAUUGGUGCAUUCAAUUUGAGCCAAUAGUGAUGUCACAUGUGGGUUUGACAAGCCAGGCAAAUGGAACGCCUCCAUCAGUCAACAAUUCAUCCGAGGUCGACCUGACAGUGCCACUUUAUUUACCAUUACGCUUCACGUCAUUCAUGCUACAUGUUCAAGAGUCUCACUUGCAUUCCCAACUGCUACCAUCAGCUUAGAUGAAACACCUUUCUCUGCAUACAUCAGCAAAAAAUCUGAGCUCUCAUUGGUUCAUGCGCUGCGAGUUUUCGCCAAAGUUUCGAUUUUUCAACGUAAGCAUUUGAUGUCUCCUCAACGUCUCGCCUGAAACGUGCUGCUAGAAACGCACUCCCGUGUUGUGAACGUUCUUUUGGAGGAAUAGAGCGCAGCACACUUGACGCUGUUGAGACUGAGGAGGAUUGUCUCUAGCAGCGAUCCUGCUCUUCUGUUGUGACAGACUGAGCAGUGAUGAGUCUGUUCUGCAACAUCCAGUUAAAAAAAGGACUUUUUAACUGGAUCGUACAGCCUUCACUACGGUUUUUAUUACCUGCCUUCUAUGUCAAUGUGAAGCCUUUCAGACAAAUGAACAAAUACAGUACGUGUUCCUUGUUCGUAGGAUUUUACAGCUUUGCCUUAUGAUGAUUUGAUUGUCUAUAAAAACACACAUCAUGAGCUCUAAUCUGCUUCACUUUAACCAAGAAUGUCCUUGAAGUUGCAGCUCAUGUUUUUUGUGUUUGUUGUGAACAUCUCCUGUGCUGCUGAAAAUAGAAAGUAAGUGGCUAAAGAAGAAAAACAAACAGUGUUCUGAAGAGAUUUCAGUUUGUGAUGUGAAUGAUAGGAAUAAAAAAAUUAAAAAAAAAAAAAAAACAGUCAAGCCAGGACCCACUCUGCAGUGCGGGAAAAUGUUGGUGACAUUUGUACAGUAUUUCUAGAAACCCACCCAACAUGCAGUUAGAUUCUCAACUAGUGAAUCAACCAUUGAUUCAGUGAUACAUUUAUGUUUUAGCUGUGGUGUUGGAUACUUGAUUUUAUGCUUCAGAUCAUUUGGAAUUGAUGACACUGCUGUAGAUAAAAAAUAAACCCGAAUGAAAUGUACAAAACUUCUUAGUUGUUACCCUCUGUUUUUCAGUGUUGCUGCGAUGCAGAUGUUUUAUUCAUAGCGAUUGUAUUUAGAUUUUAUUUCCAACUAAUACAAGAAUAUCCUUGUUACUAAAGAUACAUUUGACUGAAUUUUGACCAUAUUUGCAAAAUAAAUAAUGAUAGUGACAGAAAUUAAGAAAAACAGCAGUGAGACCAACACGAUUCAUUUAAAUCUUAAUUCCUGGUUGUGACAUUACUGUAGAAGUACAUUGAAAAUAAUGUUUCUGAGUAGGAGAUAAAAAUAAAUGAAAAAAUAUAAUAUAUAUAAGUUUCAUAAAAAACGCUUUAUUGCCAGUUGCAUUCUCACAUUGAGUUUUAUUCACUAGAUAAGCAAUUGUUACCUCUGCUUUAAGGCCUUAACUUUUCUAUGUUACUGUUGUACCAUUGUAUUUUUUUUGUGUUGCCCUGAAUUGUUGCCUUCUGUCACUUAAAACAUGCUGCAGUGUUUCUGAACUUUGUGUCCCUUUACUUUUUGCUCUUUUCUCUGUUCAUUUCUGA